This is a messenger RNA of Penaeus chinensis, 4772 nucleotides long. It is a transcript of the gene Not3, whose product is annotated as CCR4-NOT transcription complex subunit 3-like. Bases 171 to 2498 code for a protein of 775 amino acids. Gene Ontology annotation, biological process: nuclear-transcribed mRNA poly(A) tail shortening; regulation of DNA-templated transcription. The record is from RefSeq and is a predicted model, not a curated record. The transcript is spliced from 13 exons. Gene Ontology annotation, cellular component: P-body; CCR4-NOT core complex; nucleus. NCBI's taxonomy places the organism in Eukaryota, Metazoa, Arthropoda, Malacostraca, Decapoda, Penaeidae.
GGUCGCUGUACCCGAGGGAGUAAAGAGUCGAGGAAGCUUGCGAUGGUAGCCAUAUUGUGUCGAUUGUGUCAAUAAAAAUAAAAGUGAUUUUUCUCGAUUUUACGGUGUGUAUGGUGAGGCUUCAGGCCUAUAAGUAUGAGAAAAAACUCCAGUAGACACUCCUCAUAGCAAUGGCAGCGUCGAGAAAAUUACAAGGUGAAAUUGAUCGGUGCCUGAAAAAGGUAGCUGAGGGCGUGGAACAAUUUGAGGACAUCUGGCAAAAAGUCCAUAAUGCCUCCAACAGUAACCAAAAGGAAAAAUAUGAAGCGGACCUUAAGAAGGAGAUUAAGAAGCUUCAGAGAUUACGAGACCAAAUCAAGUCCUGGUUGGCCUCGGGGGAAAUCAAGGACAAGUCUCAGCUCCUUGAAAAUCGGAAGUUGAUAGAGACUCAAAUGGAAAGAUUUAAAGUUGUAGAAAGAGAAACAAAGACCAAAGCAUAUAGUAAGGAAGGCCUUGGGGCAGCACAAAACAAGGAUCCAGCCCAGCGGGAGAGAGAAGACCUAAACAAUUGGCUCAGUUCCUCUAUAGACACGCUAAAUAUUCAGAUGGACCAAUUUGAGUCAGAAAUUGAAUCUUUAUUGGCAACGCAAAAGAAGAAGAAAAUGGACAAAGAGAAGUCGGAUCGAAUAGAAGAUCUCAAGGAAUAUAUAGAAAGACAUCAAUACCACAUCAAGAAGUUAGAGAUUCUAAUGAGAAUGUUAGAUAACCAGUCCAUAGAUUGUGACCAGAUCAAAAUGAUCAAAGAAGAUAUUGAGUACUACAUUGAGUCGUCUCAGGAUCCUGACUUCAGUGAAAAUCUCGGUCUUUAUGAUGACAUCGACAUGGAAGACCUGGAUUACCCCACUCCUGAAAUAACUGUAGGGAAACAUGUGCUGGGCGGGAGUCACGACAGCACGGACGGGUCGACACCAUCUUCUGCGUGCGGGUCCUCGCCUGCCCCGUCUCCUGCCACAAACCAUUCCAAUGACCAUGACGCACCCACCACCCCUCAUGACAAGAAGAGAAGUAAUAAAAACGACGAGUCCAGAUCGGUCAGUUCAGUGAAGUCAAGCCAACCUGUCAAACCUAUGGUAGUGAGACCAACGACCAACAACAUCAACACCAAUAAUAAUAUUAGUUCGAACAACAGCACCACCACCAGUAACAGCAGCUCUGGAUCUACUACUUCCAUUGUUGUGGUCAACACUAAUUCAUCAUCAAAGGCCACACCACCUCCAUCCACCCCCACAAAGCCUGUACUAGGUUCAACUUCUCAAACUACUCCAAACAACAGUAGCACAAGUUCAGGUACUUCCAACCACCUAAUUACCACCUCACAACAAAAUAGCACAGGAAGACAUUCACCAGAACCAAGUGGAUUGAUAAAUAGUGGUAUUGUGAACAACACCAGUGGGAGUGGAAGCAACAGUAGCAGUAGUAGCAGCUGCAGCAACAGCAGUAGCAGCAGUGGCAACUCUGUAUCGAACAGUACAGGUAGUGGGAGUAGCAGCAGCAGCAGUAGCAGCAGCAGCAGUAGCACCAGCAGCAGCAGUGGCAGCAGCAACAAUAGCAGCAGCAGUACCAGCAGCAACAGCAGCAGUAAUGGUCUCAGUAGUGGGGUAAGCAGCAGCGUGAGUGUGACGUCACCGCAAGGUAGUCUGGCAGGCAGUGCAACCACUACACCAGCAUUACCUUCAGGGGCACCAACGCCAUCUGCAGCUCCCACACAUCAAGGGCACACACCAGCUAUGAAUGCUUCAGACACUGCAGUAUCUUUAAAAGCCAUAGCGCAGAAGAAAGUCAAUGAAGUUAAUUCUUCAUCAAUAACUUCAACAGUCUUAGAAAGCAGCAGCUGCCCAGUCAGCAACACCACUACGAGCAGCACCAACUCCAAUGCCAACAACAACAACAAUAACAACAGCUCCAGCACCAGGACCAUCACUGAGAAGUCCACAACGACCUGCGAGGCCAACAUCCCGCCCUUAUUGGGUGUGGCUCCCCUGGGCCCUGCCAAGCUGACCGUUGAGCAUGACCUGCAGUUCAAGAUGCUCCAGGCGGCCUAUUACCACAUGCCUCACCCGUCCGACUCGGAGAGACUGAGAGUGCACCUGCCGCGCCAGCCUUGCCAGACGCCGCUCUACUAUCCACAGGUGAGCGGCUCUGACUUGCCGGUCUCGCCUCCUAUGUCAGAUACAGUAGACUUCUUUCAGCGGCUGUCUACCGAAACUCUCUUCUUUAUAUUUUAUUACAUGGAGGGAACGAAAGCCCAGUACCUGGCAGCAAAAGCUCUCAAAAAGCAAUCUUGGAGAUUCCAUACAAAGUACAUGAUGUGGUUUCAGAGGCAUGAAGAGCCAAAGGCAAUCACAGAUGAAUAUGAACAGGGCACAUAUAUCUACUUCGACUUUGAGAACUGGGGCCAGCGGAAGAAGGAAAACUUCACGUUUGAAUACCGGUUCUUGGAAGACCGGGAUCUGAACUAAAAGCGUCCGCAAAUUACCGGAUCUCGUGCACUCCUCCCUCGGCACUUUUUCCACACCGGGGGUUGUGCAACUUGAGUGAUAAUUAUCCAUAUGAAAACAAAGAAGCAGAGGAGGGGAGGGGAGGGGAGGGGAGGGUGGUGGAGGGGAACUGGGGAGGACCACAGUUGGUUGAAUGAAGGGACUAGUUUCACUUCUCAGAUCAAACAGUGGCCCUGCCUGACCACUACCUUUUUUGUUGUUGUUCAUUGCUUCCCAAACAAGUCAUUGUCAUGUCGGCCACAACCACUGUCACACCAUGAUAUGUGAUAGUGUUAUAUAUUCCAUAACAUUUUUUUAUGUGGUUUCUUAAAGAGAUUUUGUUUUUUUUCCAAUAAAAUAUCUAUUUUAGAGGAGAUUUUCCUCUAUUGCACAUGCCCCAGACUUGUGUUCAUGAAGAUGCCCAUAAGGUCUGCUUCAUUGAGUUGUAUGUUGUACUCCAUUUAGGAGUAAGAUUGCUGGAAUACCAAUUUAUGAUCUCGUUCUUGAAAGGGGAAAGAGUUUAUAGACUUGUAAGUUUCUGUGCACCAUGCAUUAUUGCUCAAAUUUUCUGGAUGCAGCAUUUUGUGCAGACGUUAGCUGUUAACCAGUAUUAAACUUCAGAAGGCUUUGAAUGACAUUGCGUAAAGAAGAAUGCCAAAGAUCUGUCAUGUUGCGUGCUAACCUUGGUUUGCCAGGGUAAAGCUGACUGAGAAUUGAGUUCCAUUACAACCAGAAUGCUGGGCUUUAGGCAUUACUGAAUCACACCUGGGGAUCAUCCAUAUAGAGCUGGCUUCAUUUGUUCUGAUGAGCAACUUUUCUUGAGGAAUGUUUAAAACAAUUAAGGAUUUACUUUUACAUAAUAAGUAAUUUAGAUUAUCUUCAAUAAUUGUAAUUUAAAAGAAAUUACUAGAACUACCUAGAAUGAUUUUAUUUUUAACAAUUGCAUUUAAUGUUAUGGUUCACUGGUGUUGAGGUAUGCGAGAUGAAGCACUGCUACUAAUAUGGAAUUGCUGAGGAAGUCUGGUUGCCUGCAGGCAUAAGUCAUUGGUUGGUCAAACUAUUCAUUAUAACUCAGGUCAGGAAGUUUGAGUUCCUGUAGGAAUGAAAUGUGUUCCUAUUCUCUAUUAGAUAAUAGGACAGCUCCCUUCAGUAACUUCAUAUAACUUGCCAUCAAUAGAAAAUGUUCAAGCUGUCUUCCGACCAUACAUUCUCCCUCCCCUUUACUAAUGUGGAUAAGUAAUGAGUGCUAAAAAUAUGAGUAAUGGCUAAAGAAGUCAGUAUUGAAUUUCAUAACAGCAAGAUAUCAGUGUAAUGAUAUUGCAUCAUUCUAAAUUUUAUAUACCAACUGCAUCAAAAAUAAGGUAUCAGCAAAAGACUUUUGCAAGAAUUCAUAUUAUAGUAAAAAUAAAAAUCACACAAUAUUUUCAAUAUCACAUUGUCAUCUAUGAGUAUGUGUACCAGCAACACAUUUCACAGUCUAUCAUGAUUUUUUCUUCAUUUAAUGCAAAAUUGAGAUUAAGCUCCAUCCUUUCUACAUGGUAUAUCUCUGUACAGGAAGUGAGUCCACUUGCUCAUGAUGCAACUAAUGAACUUAUGGGAGCUUCCAGACAUCCGAGAGUCCAGCAGAAGUAGGAUCAUGUAGAUAGUGUACAGUCGUUGUAGACUUUUUAUACAGUGUAAAUGAUAUUUUUAUACUGUCCCUGACAUCCCUACAAAGGUAUGCAGUGUAGCUGGAAACUGACCACCUUCAUGGUUGAUUUGGAACAUCGCAGUGGAAGAUGAUGGUUUUGCAAUUCAGUGUUCAAGGUUGCGCAUCAUUAAAAAAAAAAAGUAUGCAGCAAUGUCAAGGAAUAUGGACCUCUACAGCAGUUUGAGAAAGCCUAAUUUUCCUAUACAGAAUACUUGAGAAAUUGUGCCUCAUGUUAGAACUGUGUGGGGAUGGUAUUCAUUGACUUUGUUGCAAGUUAUUUGUUUCAUUAUUGUCUGGGUUAGCAAAUUGCAAAUAAGACAUUUUAAUUUUUUCUCAAUUACAUUGUCACUUACAAACCUUUACAACUCUUAUAUGGAUUUAAGCAGAUUUAUUUUAAUGUUCAACUAGAAACUUCUUUUUUUAUAUACCAAUCUAAUAGUCAUGGCAGUUGAUUAGUGGUUGUGGUGUCAUGAGAUUAUGGGAGAAACAACACAAUGGUUUAAGAGUAGAGGACAAAGGUGUUUAUAAAAAAGUGAUAUAAAAUACACUUUAUUUCCUGUGGAAAA